UUUGUCACCCAACACAAAAGGUUAAUCCUCAUCGAUUGUGCUAGGGAUCAUCAAUGGCACCCUCCAUAACCUCUGUUGUCCCUUUGCUUUUUUUCCUCGUUUUCACAGUUGUAGAAGUGGAAGGGGCUAAGAAGACAUAUGGGGUAUUAGACAACAACCCUUUAAAACUAUUUGUUUUUGGGGACUCCUACGUUGACACAGGGAAUUUCGUGCAUUCAGAGUCAUAUAAGGUUCCCAAUGGAAUCACUUUUCCUGGUACACCUGCAGGCAGAUUCUCCGAUGGUCACGUCCUCACUGAUUUCUUUGCUUCCUAUCUGAAAAUUGGAUCCCCCACACCAUAUGCAUUCAUAAAUUCAACUAAUCUGCAGUCCGGUGUAAACUUUGCCUAUGGAGGGACAGGUGUUUUCGAUACUUCCAUUGAUGGACCAAACACUACUGCCCAAAUCGACUCAUUUCAGAAGCUAAUCGAACAAAAUAACAUCACCAAACAAGAUCUUCAAUCCUCAAUUGCUCUUGUCAAUGCUGGUGCUAAUGAUUAUACAAAUGCAGUAAAAGAUGGGAAAAUUUUCGAUUUAAAAGGGUUCAGGGAAUCCCUUGUGCAGCAAAUAUCUGUAAAUCUGAAACGCAUAUACAGCUUAGGGGUACCGAAAGUAGCAGUUACGUUAUUACAGCCAAUUGGGUGUUUGCCUGAGUUAAAUGCGAUACUUCUUCAUCAGAGCUGCGUUGAUCUUUUGAACAAGGUCUCCAUAGAUCACAACAAAUUGUUGCUCCAAGCUGUUCAAGAUCUCAACAAUCAAACGGGCCAAUCACCUUUCAUGAUGCUAGACCUCUACACUUCCUUCCUCUCUGCAAUCAACAUCGUCGACACACAACGUCAAGCAAACUCAACAUUGAUGAAUCCGUUGGAAGCAUGCUGCGAGGGAACGACUUUGGCAGAUUCAUGUGGAACAGUGGAUGACAAAGGACAAAAGAAAUAUCGUUUAUGUGAUAACCCAACACUUUCUUUCUUUUGGGACUUAGUUCACCCUUCUCAAAAUGGUUGGUCUAUAAUCUUCCCAAUAGUGCAAGCUUCUCUUGGCCACCUUACAUAGAAAAACUUGUAAUCUAUGUACACUUUUUUAAGUGAAUAAACUCUUUUUUAUUUUAGCAUGCUCA
Cajanus cajan (pigeon pea) is the source of this 1155-nucleotide messenger RNA. Its product is annotated as GDSL esterase/lipase At5g03610. Lineage: Eukaryota; Viridiplantae; Streptophyta; Magnoliopsida; Fabales; Fabaceae. The record is from RefSeq and is a predicted model, not a curated record. Gene Ontology annotation, molecular function: hydrolase activity, acting on ester bonds.